CCAAAGUCCUGGAUAUAUCAUGAUCGCAUAACAUUUCGUUCCCUUGCUCUUGUAGUCGUUAGUGACACUUGCUUCUCGUCAUGCCGAUACUGGAAAUCGAUUGGAACGACCGCACCUCGAUCGUGGGUGCGGUGCUGGUGGCAUAUGCUGUGUACUGGGUUUUCGACGUUGUAUACCUCCUCUGUUUCCACCCGCUGGCGAAGUUCCCGGGACCGAGGCUCCCGGUGAUAACGGCGUGGUAUACAUUCUACUAUGAUGUUGUAAGGCCUGGCAGGAUGAUGUGGGAGAUUGAGAAAUGGCAUAGGAAAUAUGGCCCCAUUAUUCGGAUUAACGCAGACGAGAUCCACAUCAAGGACUCGCAUUUCUACGAGACCUUGUAUGCUCCCAAGGGUAGGAAAGCCGAUAGAUGGGCUCGGUUGAGUACCAUGGUCGGAAGCCCAGAGAGCGUGUUCGCGGCUUCGGACUCGAAGACCCAUAAAGAGCGCCGAACCCCUUUGAACCCAUUCUUUUCAAGAAGCACCGUUUCCAAGCUGGAGCCAGUUUUGCAGGAGAAGGUCUCGAAGCUUGCUACUCGACUGAAGGAGUUCCCAGACCCAAAAGGCGUCGUACGACUGGAUGUAGCCUUUUUCGCGCUCACUCAGGACGUCAUCUGCGAUUAUUCGUUCGCAAAGGACUGGAAGCACCUCGAUCAUACCCAUUUCAAUCCCGAAAAUAAGGACUCGCAGACCGAAAGCUUGGAGUCAAUAGGGUUCAUUAGACUCUUCCCAAUGUUACCAAUAUACCUGCAAGAGUUGCCUCGAUGGGCCGCUGCCUUGGUUAGUCCGGCUUUCGCGAUGCUUUUGGAUUCCAAACUCGCUAUUCGAAAGGAGAUCAUCAAAAUUAUGGAAGGGAAAGUUGAAAAGGAGAGCAAGAGUGACAGAACCGUCUUCGAUGCAUUAAUCAACAGCGACCUUCCACCAGAGCAAAAGUCUUUGAAUCGACUGAACGCGGAUGGUAAUGUGUUGAUUAUAGCGGGCACAGACACGACGGCCAGAGCUUUGUCGUCCAUUCUCUUUUAUCUUUUGAAGGACAAGGAAAUGUACGCUAAGCUCAAGGCCGCUCUGAUGGAGGUGAUGCCAGACCCGAACAAUGUGCCCCCCUGGGUCGAGUUGGAGAAAAUUCCGUACCUGUACGGUUGCAUGCGCGAAGGAUUGAGGCUCUCACAUGGUUUGACCAGUCGGCAACCUCGUGUAUCCGAUCAACCGAUCAAGUACCAAGACUGGGAAAUCCCACCGAAUACCCCCGUAUCGGAGUCUGCGUACUUCGUUCUCUCCGACCCGGAGAUCUUCCCAGAGCCGGAGAAAUUCAUUCCAGAACGGUGGAUGGGGACAGCAGCACAGAGGUCGAAUCUCGAGAGAUACAUGGUGAGCUGGGGCAAAGGCACCCAACAAUGCAUUGGGAUGCACCUCGCCACUGCGGAAAUCGUGCUUGCUACCGCGGUCAUUGUCAGGAGGUUCGAGAUGGAGCUCUAUCAGACUACAUUAGAGGAUGUGCAAGUGCACCACGAUGCCUUUGUGGCUGCUGUGGUUCCAUGGUCGAGGGGUAUUCGCGCGGUGUUGACCGAAAGUGUUUGA
Messenger RNA from Eremomyces bilateralis CBS 781.70, 1613 nucleotides. RefSeq names its product putative cytochrome P450. The record is from RefSeq and is a predicted model, not a curated record. Bases 81 to 1613 code for a protein of 510 amino acids. The transcript is spliced from 6 exons. NCBI's taxonomy places the organism in Eukaryota, Fungi, Ascomycota, Dothideomycetes, Eremomycetales, Eremomycetaceae. Gene Ontology annotation, molecular function: oxidoreductase activity, acting on paired donors, with incorporation or reduction of molecular oxygen; monooxygenase activity; iron ion binding.